Molecule: messenger RNA, 1372 nt
Organism: Brachypodium distachyon (stiff brome)
Lineage: Eukaryota; Viridiplantae; Streptophyta; Magnoliopsida; Poales; Poaceae
Exons: 1
Coding region: 220-1068 (282 amino acids)
Source: RefSeq, a predicted model, not a curated record
AAAGCGAAGGCAUCUGUCUACACUCUACAGUCAAUAAAAUACGAAAAUGGAAACCACGAAAAGAAAAGAAGGGGAAGCCCCGCGCCAGCCUAUAAACGAGAACUCCCUGCUCCUCCCCGAGCUCUCCCUAGUCUUCGGAUCACGCACUCGCACUACGGGGUCCAAAGAACUGCGUGGCGCAAAUGGCGACGGCAGCGAGGAGAUAGCAGCUAUAGGGCCAUGAGGUGCAAGAGGCACCCGUACGAGUGCGGGGUCGGCGUGUGCGCGUCCUGCCUCCGCGACCGCCUCCUCGCGCUCGCCGCCGCGCAGAACGAAGCUUCCUCCCUGCCGCCGGCGCCGCCAACGCCGGAUCAGCCUGCAGUCCAGCUCUUCCCGCGCUCCGUGUCGCCGUACGUGUCCCGCCGGAAGUCUGACGCCUCGGUCCCGGGGUCGUGGAAGAGGCACCCGAGCCGCCUCUUCUUCCGGACGCCCCAGGUGGGGCCUUCCUAUGGCGUCGGAACCGGCUUCGAGGAAGGCGACAUAGGAGGAUUCCAGAUCAAGCCGCCGCGGCCACGCCGUAGCAAGCUCUCCGCCCUCGCCGCGCUCUUCGGCCACCGCCCAGGGUCGAAGGGCGGUGCCAGGGAGGAACGGAGGCACGGAUCUUGGCUCGCGGGGAUCAUGCCACGUGGUCGCCGGAAGAAGGCGCCGGUACGCACCGCAUCGCCGCAUCGGCGCUCUCCGCCCCGCGCGGUCAGCGACUACCGGGGGCUCUCGCCAGCGAGGUGCUCUGUCACCGACGAAGAAGGCAGCGGGGAGAGCAGCUCCCUGGCGGCGGAUUCGCCGUGGCGGCCUUCCCCGUCGCCGAUGCGGAAAGCUCCCUGCCGCCGCUUCCACGGAGGCGCCGGGCCCGGUGUCUCGGUGUGCAUCAGCCCGCUCGUGCGGCCCAGCUCGGCCCGGCACCACCGGGGGGUGAAUCCGCCAGACGUCCCCGCCGUGUCCGGAGAGCUCCGGCCGUCGCCCCACCACCGGCUCUCCUCGCUCCACCACUGCCGCUCCUGGAAGCUCGCCGACGGCGGCCGCUUCCGGUGAACAUCGUCCUCCUCUUCAUUUUCUUCUCUUUUCCCGCGUUCCAGUUAUUUCUCCCAAAUUUUCUGACGGCCAUUUUUUGUUUGGGAAUUCGCCCUUUUCCCCUUUAGCUUUACGUGUAAACUGGAAAACGAAUUAGUGAGUGCCCACGAGGGGCGGCUAGCUGUUGCACUGACAUAUGGGCACCGACAUUUUCCAUCUCCACGUGUAUAGGUGUCUCUCUGUCAGCUGAACAUGUUUCAGCACUGUAAAAAAGCUUAUUGUGUUGUGGAUAAUUUAUUUAUGUGUCAGAACUUUAUGUGUUUUA